Molecule: messenger RNA, 439 nt
Organism: Myxocyprinus asiaticus (Chinese sucker)
Lineage: Eukaryota; Metazoa; Chordata; Actinopteri; Cypriniformes; Catostomidae
Product: anaphase-promoting complex subunit 11
Exons: 4
Coding region: 96-362 (88 amino acids)
Biological process (GO): anaphase-promoting complex-dependent catabolic process; protein ubiquitination; positive regulation of mitotic metaphase/anaphase transition
Cellular component (GO): nucleus; anaphase-promoting complex
Molecular function (GO): zinc ion binding; cullin family protein binding; ubiquitin protein ligase activity
Source: RefSeq, a predicted model, not a curated record
UUGUGCUUGUAGUGGGCUUCAGCGCGCGUGUGGAAGAAGCUGAAGCAGGUUUGCGCGAAUCAAAUGGAGGAUGUGAUUAUAAUUCUGGGGAGAAGAUGAAGGUAAAAAUUAAGCAGUGGAAUGGUGUGGCAUCCUGGUUGUGGGUGGCCAAUGAUGAAAACUGUGGCAUUUGCCGAGCACCAUUCAACGGCUGCUGCCCAGACUGUAAGGUCCCAGGAGACGACUGUCCGCUAGUCUGGGGUCAGUGCUCUCAUUGUUUCCACAUGCACUGUAUCCUGAAGUGGCUGAACUCCCAGCAGGUGCAGCAGCAGUGCCCCAUGUGCCGUCAGGAGUGGAAGUUUAAAGAGGGAGACACUUCUUGAAGAGGUUAAAUAAGUACACAAUCAGCUUUUAUUUGUCUUGUUUUUACACAAUAAAAUGUGACAUCCUAAUAAAAGUA